UUCGCCACUGUCUAUAAAGCAAAGGACAGAAGCACUGGUAAAAUCGUGGCGAUUAAGAAGAUCAAACUGGGGAACAGAACAGAAGCUCAAGACGGAAUCAACAGGACAGCCCUCAGGGAGAUAAAACUGCUACAGGAACUAAGCCACCCAAACAUCAUUGGUCUCUUAGAUGCUUUCGGACACAAGUCCAAUAUUAGCUUGGUGUUUGACUUUAUGGAAACAGAUCUAGAGGUUAUUAUAAAGGAUACAAGUAUUGUGUUGACACAGUCCCACAUCAAGGCAUAUAUGCUAAUGACACUUCAAGGAUUAGAAUAUUUACAUCAGCAUUGGAUCCUACACAGGGAUCUUAAACCAAAUAACUUGCUGGUAGAUGAAAAUGGAGUUCUAAAAUUGGCUGAUUUUGGCUUGGCAAAAUCCUUUGGAAGCCCAAACAGAAUUCAAACACACCAGGUAGUAACAAGAUGGUACCGAGCCCCAGAGCUAUUGUUUGGGGCCAGGAUGUAUGGGGUUGGUGUGGAUAUGUGGGCUGUUGGCUGUAUUUUGGCUGAAUUGCUCCUCAGG
Acanthisitta chloris (rifleman) is the source of this 561-nucleotide messenger RNA. It is a transcript of the gene CDK7, whose product is annotated as cyclin-dependent kinase 7. The annotation marks the transcript as partial. Gene Ontology annotation, molecular function: ATP binding; RNA polymerase II CTD heptapeptide repeat kinase activity; cyclin-dependent protein serine/threonine kinase activity. The transcript is spliced from 7 exons. Gene Ontology annotation, cellular component: cytoplasm; nucleus; transcription factor TFIIK complex. Gene Ontology annotation, biological process: protein phosphorylation; positive regulation of transcription by RNA polymerase II. The record is from RefSeq and is a predicted model, not a curated record. Lineage: Eukaryota; Metazoa; Chordata; Aves; Passeriformes; Acanthisittidae.